AUGAGUUCAUCAGAGGCAACGUCGGUCAACGAUGGCCAUGAUGUCGAGAAGAAAGCAGCACUCGGCAGUGUGACUACGCCGGCGGGUACUGAUGUGUCGAAUGGGAACGUGGCGAGUUCGAAUCCCCAGUAUGAGCGUUACCUGGAUCUGCAUCGACAGUUUGAGGGUCCGGCGCGGGCUAAAUUCAUUCGAAAACUGGAUUGGCGACUAUUACCAACGCUUAGUUUCCUAUAUCUCAUGUGUUCCCUGGACAAGAGCAACGCUGGAAACGCAAAGCUCUUUGGGUUUCUCGAGGAUGUGGGCAUGACUUCGACUCAAUUCAAUUUGGCAUUAAUGUACCUGUUCUUCACCUAUGGUCUCUGCGAGCCUGUAUCCAACAUCUUUCUGCGACGUCUGGGCCCAAAGAUCUGGUUCCCCGUCAUUGUAUGCUCCUGGGGUCUGAUCACCAGCUUGACUUGCCUCGUAUCAAACUAUGGCUCGUACGUCGCGAUCCGACUGGUGCUUGGUCUGACCGAGGCCGGCUUAUAUCCUGGCUCCUACUUUAUCCUCUCCAUGUGGUAUACACCUAGUGAACUCGCAACACGAAUGGCCAUCUUUUAUGGAGCAAACACGGCAGCAGGCGCCUUUGGCGGCGUCAUCGCCUACGGAGUCGGCAACCUGGACGGAGCCCACGGCAUGCGCGCCUGGAAGUGGCUCUUCCUCAUUGAAGGAUGCAUCACCAUCCUCGCCGGUCUCGUCUGCCUGCUGCUCCUACCGCAGUUCCCACACCAGUACACCAAGGAAAAGGGAGGAUCAAAGUGGCUCGGGCCCGAGGAGCUCGAGUACGCCCAGCUCCGCGUGCAAUACGCCUCGGGUCCCGACGCGCCCACCUAUGCCUUUCGCUGGUCCGACGUGGCGGCCGCGGCCAAGGACCGCAAGACGUACCUCAUGAUGAUGCUAUUCUGGUGGGGAGGCUCGGUGCCGACGUACUCGCUCUCGUACACGCUGCCGACCAUGGUCAAGAACCUGGGGUACACGGCCGUCAAGGCGCAGGCCCUGACGACGCCGCCGUACAUUUUCGCCACGUGCGUGUGCGUCUUUGUCGGCUGGAUGAGCGACCGGUACCAGCGCCGCUUCCUGUCCAUCAUGGCGUGCUAUGUCCUGGGCCUCGUGGGCAUCAUCAUCCUGUGGAUCUCGGUGCACCACAGCAACCUCAGCGGCGUCAGCUACUUUGCUAUUUUCCUCGCCGCCGCGGGCUACAGCGCCCAGGCCCCCAUUGUCGGCGCCUGGACCUCGGUCAAUGUCGUCAACCCCUCCAAGCGCGCCGCCGCCAUUGGCUUCAUGAUGCUUUUUGGUAGUGUGGGUGGCGGCUCCAUUGGCAGUAACAUCUACCUGGCCGAGCAGGCGCCCGUUUAUCCGCUCGGAUUCGGUUUCUCGGUCGGCGCGACUGUGCUCGGUGCCAUGAUUCCCGCCACUGUCCACUGGUGGCUGAUGAGAAAGGAGAACCGUAGACGCGAUACCCUGAACCAGGAUGAGAUACUGGCUUCGCAUACUCCGGAAGAGCUUAGCGAGAUGGGAGAGAACUCUCCCCUGUAUAGAUAUACUCUGUAG
Messenger RNA from Pestalotiopsis fici W106-1, 1590 nucleotides. RefSeq lists its product as uncharacterized. The record is from RefSeq and is a predicted model, not a curated record. NCBI's taxonomy places the organism in Eukaryota, Fungi, Ascomycota, Sordariomycetes, Amphisphaeriales, Sporocadaceae. The coding region runs from base 1 to 1590 and encodes 529 amino acids. The transcript is spliced from 5 exons. Gene Ontology annotation, cellular component: membrane. Gene Ontology annotation, biological process: transmembrane transport. Gene Ontology annotation, molecular function: transmembrane transporter activity.